AUGAUUGUCCGGCGGCUAGCUGCGCGCACAGGCCGCAAUGCGUUUGCUCACGGCAACGUAGCAGCGGCGCCUGCACGGCAAUGGCGCCGCUCGUUCGCAUCCGACGUCGACCUCCUCGAGCAUAGCGCCGAGAACUCGCUGAAGGAGACGCGCUCGAUUGAGACGGCGCUCAACAGCUCCAUGGAGCAGCCUGUGCCUACGUUCAACCCGAAUGCCGCACGCGACGCCGCUCUCACGGAUCCCACCGUCGCUGAGAAUUGGUACAACAGAAAGCACCUGGAACAUGUCCUUAAACCCGUCGGCACCGCGCCCGAACCACACUACCAGCCGCACCGACUGCUCACGAACCCGCCCCGACCGCAGGAUGUCACGCUCGAGCUGCUUCUCGCCUCGCAGGCACAUCUCGGCCACGCCACGUCGGUCUGGAAGCCGGCGAAUGCGCGCUACAUCUUUGGCAUCAGAGACGGCAUCCACAUCAUCUCGCUGGAUCAGACGGCAGCGUACUUGAGGCGGGCGGCGAAGGUGGUGACGGAAGUAUGCAAAAGAGGCGGGCUUGUGCUAUUUGUUGGAACGAGGAACGGACAGGACAGGAGCGUUGUCAAGGCGGCUCAGUUGGCCAAGGGCUGCCAUCUCUUCGAUCGGUGGAUUCCGGGCAGCGUCACGAACGGGCAGCAGAUUCUGGGCAGGUGCCAGCUGAAGGUGGUGGAUGAGCUCGACCGCGAGAUGACGGAGUUUGCGGACCAGCUGGUGGAUCGGGCGGUGCUGAAGCCCGACCUGGUCGUGUGCCUGAACCCGCUCGAGAACUACGUGCUCCUGCACGAGUGCGGACUCAACCACAUCCCCACCAUCGGCAUCAUUGACACGGACGCUGAUUCCACCUGGGUCACGUACCCAAUUCCCGCGAACGAUGACAGUCUGCGGUGCACCGACGUUAUUGCCGGAGUGCUGGGGAGAGCGGGCGAGGAGGGCCAGAAAAUCCGGCUAGAAGCGGCCCGCCAAGGCGUCGUAACAUACAGAUCGCCGGACCGGUUUGAGGCGCCUGAACAGUUUACUUCCAAGAACCAAGAGGCAGCAGGCCAGGCCGAGAAGCCGGUAGUAAGGCCGGGAGACGGGUCGUCUCUGGCGGGUCUCUCAGGGCGGGAGGCUAUCUAA
Diplodia corticola is the source of this 1152-nucleotide messenger RNA. Its product is annotated as mitochondrial 37s ribosomal protein mrp4. The transcript has 4 exons. NCBI's taxonomy places the organism in Eukaryota, Fungi, Ascomycota, Dothideomycetes, Botryosphaeriales, Botryosphaeriaceae. Bases 1 to 1152 code for a protein of 383 amino acids. The record is from RefSeq and is a predicted model, not a curated record. Gene Ontology annotation, cellular component: mitochondrial small ribosomal subunit; ribosome. Gene Ontology annotation, molecular function: structural constituent of ribosome. Gene Ontology annotation, biological process: translation.